AUGCUGUUCAAAAGCUUUCUGCUCGUUGUUUCGCUUUCCGCAAUCCAAUCCCAAGACCUUCUGGAUGUUUUGCCCGUAAGAAUCGGAGACGUUCCCUGGCAGGCGAUGAUCAAAGUAGACGACGAGUACCGCUGCGGCGGAGUGAUUUACAAGGAGGAUAUCGUCCUGACCAUAAUCGAGUGUGUGAAUGGGGUCUACAUCAAUAACAUUUCGGUGCGAGUGGGUUCCGCCUUCAAAAAUUUGGGUGGCACCGAGGUGAAAGUCAAGACAGUAAGGUUGCCGCUUUCGGAUGAACGCCAGUAUAAUGUGGCUGUUCUCCAGCUGGACUCGAACCUCCAGCUGGGCGGCAGUAUCAACACCAUUGAGUUGGCCAACAGGGCACCAGCAACCGGAGCCAAAGUUUCGGUUUCCGGUUGGGGACAACUCACCACAUUCAUGCCCUCAUCGGAGGUAUUAUUGCGGAUAAACCUUUUUGUCCAAGAUAAAAAGAAGUGCUCUGAGGACGAGAUCUGUGCUGCUCCCUGGGGAUUGAUUCCGGCGGCCUGUCAAGGAUUCGCCGGCUGUCCUUUGGUUCACAACAACGAUCUGGUUGGCAUCGGUUCUUGGAACAACACCUGUAGCUUGGCGAAUACACCCAGCCGAUACGUGGAUAUUGCUUUAAUUCGUCCUUGGAUCGAUGCCACUGUUGGUCUUCUUCGAGGAUUUUAA
Molecule: messenger RNA, 708 nt
Organism: Drosophila ficusphila
Lineage: Eukaryota; Metazoa; Arthropoda; Insecta; Diptera; Drosophilidae
Product: trypsin iota
Exons: 1
Coding region: 1-708 (235 amino acids)
Biological process (GO): proteolysis
Molecular function (GO): serine-type endopeptidase activity
Source: RefSeq, a predicted model, not a curated record